UGUUGGGAUUUGUUGUUUGUACAGUUUCGUUUUCUGUUCAAUCUUCAUCUCUCUUCACUCUUGAUCGGUGAGCCCAAAGCCAAGGAAGCUAGAGCUCUAAAAGAAAAGAGUGAAGAUGAGUGACGCAGAAGAGAGCGAUUCUGAAUGUGAGCUAAAUCCAUGUGCUGGAGACGGGUUUUUCUCGGACCUGGGCGAUGGAUUUGUUCCUGCAACGUGGGAUUUUACCAAGGCCAUGGAGUCAGCAACAGUGGCAAGCAAAUCCUCCACCAAAUCGUUGGUGGAGAAUAUGAUACGCGACAGUGCUCUGGAGGAGAUGAUCCGUGGUGAUGGCGAACAGUCAGAUGAUGACGAAGAUCGUAUGGAAACAGCAACUGGUGGCAAGGAUGUUGGUGAUGUGGAGGACGUUGUCAAACGGAAAAAGAAAGAUGAAUUCUUCGAGCAGCCACCACCACAGGUCGUUACGUCGACAUUUAUGGAGAUGAAUCUGUCACGACCUCUGCUGAAGGCCAUUAGUCGUCUGGGGUAUGUUCACCCCACUCCCAUUCAGACAGCCACAAUUCCUAUCGCACUAGCUGGCAAAGACAUCUGUGCCUGUGCAGCGACAGGAACAGGAAAGACGGCCGCAUUCAUCCUCCCUAUUCUGGAGCGCCUGCUCUUUCGGCCGCAGGAAUCGAUGACGCGUGUGUUGGUGUUGCUCCCCACUCGUGAACUAGCUGUGCAGGUGCAUGCAGUAGCCACGUCGCUGGCUGAGCACACAUCGGUCACGGCAUGCCUUGCUGCCGGUGGGCUGGACAUGCGGCAGCAAGAGGCGGCGCUGCGCAAGAUACCGGACAUUGUGAUCGCGACACCCGGUCGCCUCGUGGAUCACUUGCACAACACGCCAUCGUUCAGCCUGACGGGCGUCGAGAUUCUUGUUCUGGACGAAGCGGACCGAAUGCUGCAGGAGCACUUUCAGGAGCAGCUGCAUGAAAUCUUGCGCGUGUGUUACCGUGGCCGACAGACAAUGCUCUUCUCUGCCACCAUGACGGAUGAAGUGGAAGAACUCAUCUCACUGUCCCUGAACCAACCUGUCCGCCUCUUCAUCAACAACAACACACAAGUUGCAGCAAAGCUGCAACAAGAGUUUGUGCGAAUUCGAAGCCAUCGCGAGGAUUCUCGCGCUGCUAUCGUAGCUGCAAUGUGCUGUCGUUCUUUCUCCGGUCAUGUGAUCAUAUUCGUGAACACCAAGGUACUUGCUCAUCGGCUUCGAAUUCAGCUUGGUCUUUUGGGCUUGAACGUGGAGGAGCUGCAUGGCGAUUUGACGCAAUUGCAGCGUUUGGAAGCACUGGAGAGCUUCAAAAAAGCCGAGGUAGACUAUUUGAUCGCCACCGACCUGGCGUCAAGAGGUCUUGAUAUCUCUGGUGUGAAGACGGUUAUCAAUUUCAGCAUGCCGUCAUCUAUAAAGCAAUACGUCCAUCGUGUGGGCAGAACAGCCCGUGCUGGCAAAUCGGGUCGCUCUGUGUCUCUGGUCGGCGAGAAGGAGCGCAAAAUGCUGAAGCAGAUUAUCAAAGACUCUGGUCGUUCAGUGAAGGUGCGUGUUGUAGCUCCAGAAGUGAUCGAGAAGUUUGGAAAGAAGCUGACGGACAUUGAGCCGAAAGUCAAGACCAUCCUGAAACAGGAGGCAGAAGAGAAAGAGGUGAGGAAAGCAGAGAUGGAAGUGGGGAAAGCACAGAACAUGAUUGACCACCGGGAAGAAAUCUUCAGCCGGCCUAAGCGGAAAUGGCUUGCAACCAAGGAUGACCACAAGAUGCCACCUAAGAAGAAGGCGAAGGAGGACCAGUCGAUGCCUCCCAAGAAGAAGGCGAAGGAGGACCAGCCAAUGCCACCUAAGAAGAAGGUCAAGGAUGGUCGUCAGUCAAUGCCCCGCAACAAGAGGUCGAGGAAGUAAGGACCAGCAUGCUGUAUCUCCUGGUCUGCCUGCACCUGCAGUGUACACAUUGCACAUAGCGUACAUAUCUGUACAUAAUCAUUGUAUACAUGUGGUCUUGUAAUAUAGAUAGUGUCGUUUCUAUCUAGUGUUAUGUUGUGUGUAGUAUAGAGUGUGCCUGCUUCUGCUGUAAUGUAAAUGUUUUUCUUCCUCUCGUCUUGUACUUGUAAGGCUUUUUUUUAUAACCAUGAAUAUCUGUGUAUAGUCCAUGCCUAUCCUCUAUUGUGCUUUCUUGACCUAAGAAGUGAGAGUCGCAAUGUCCCCUCUUUCAUUUUUUUUGCUUCAGUUCUUAUUUUUCAACGGUCUGCUGAGUAGCGCUUUCCGUCAGACCCCACUCAAAGGUGUGAGUAACUGUUUAUGCAGACCAACCGCAAGUGCGUUCACUACAGCUGCAUCAGUAUUUGAAGCGUCCAAGCAGGGAAUGAAUUCCUGGCGUGGGCCUUGACUAGGGUCAGCUGGAACAGGUCAGCGCCUUUGAAACGUCCAAGCAGGGUAUGAAUUCCUGGGGUGGGCCUUGACCAGGGUCAGCACAGUAGUCAGACCACUAACAACGGUAGUGCAUGUAAUGCUCCUGAGAUCCCUGAGAAUCGAUUUGUGAUGUUGUUCCAACUAGUGCAUGUACUACAAUGGCAGUACCUGAGUAUGUCGUUGUCAUGUAUACCAGAUGUGCAAACAAGACUAGAAUGCUCUACUCUCCACUCGUAUGGUGCAUUUCAGUACUAGUACAUGCAUUAUCAUUAGUAGCUUCCUAAUUAAGUACAUGUACCUUACUCUUGCCUUGUUGGUAUUAUGAUGAAGAUGAUGAACAGCCAAUUA
Messenger RNA from Sycon ciliatum, 2782 nucleotides. RefSeq names its product probable ATP-dependent RNA helicase DDX27. The record is from RefSeq and is a predicted model, not a curated record. NCBI's taxonomy places the organism in Eukaryota, Metazoa, Porifera, Calcarea, Leucosolenida, Sycettidae. Gene Ontology annotation, molecular function: nucleic acid binding; ATP binding; RNA helicase activity. The transcript has a single exon. The coding region runs from base 116 to 1927 and encodes 603 amino acids.